AGAAACGGGGCUGAUCAAUUGCUUGACACUGUUUUUAUAACUGACCAAAAUAUAACGACGAGUGCCAAUGGUUUGUCAAAAAAACGACCGAGAGUAUAGUUUUGCUACUCGGUGACUCUAACUUAAACUGUAGAUUUUGCUAGAUUUUUAGCAUAUUUUUAAACUGUUCGCUAAAAGUCUUCAAAUCACCCCGCCCAACAUCCACAUGGAUAUAAUACCAUCUAGAAGAAAUCUACUAGAAGAAAAAAAAUUAGGGAGAUUUGCCUCUUGUGCGCUGGUUCUGGCUACAAAAGUGUUAAUGUUAGUGUUACUUUAUAGUGUUACUUAAUUUAUUAAACAUCCUGUUGUCUGGUUGUUCAACAAAAAAUGCUUUUAAAAGCUUUGAAAUGAUCUGGGAAGUGGGAAAACGUGACCAAAUUGUAAUGAACCCGUGGAACAUUCGUGUGAUUUUGUGAUUGAGCACCAGGGGCAAAUCACUUUAUGAAAAUCUCAUACACUUUGGUGGAAAUCCUAUUGUUUUAUCUUAAAAUACUUGGAAAUCGUUCUGUUUUCGUGCAAAUCUCGUCAGCUAUUUGCAAGAGUAAAUUACCCCAUGAUCGGGCAGACACAUCGAUUUUCUGGCAAGGCUACGGCAAGAUUUGCGAACAAUCCAAUUGUUUGAUAAAAACGGGCAUUUUUCAGCUUUCUAGAGUUCUUUGUCAGUCAAAUACUCUUUGAAAUAAAAAAUCUUAGAAUAUGGCAAGUCCAUGGCAAAAUAAAGUCAAGGAAAAUUGUUUGGGCUAACUACUGCUGCCGACAUCGUUCCAAAGAGGUUGUCCUUAACAUUAAAACUGACCCCGCAGGUUCUUGCAUAUCUGUGUUAUAAUCCGUUGACCAAAUCUGCAUUAAAAAGCACGUUAAUAUUAUUAACAAGCCCAAGUUUAAGAACAGUGCAAAUAUACGGGCAGCAUUAGAUUUAUCUUCUCACCUUUUAUAGUUCCUGUCGCAAAUAAACAUCGUUUGAUAGGUCUAGCUAAACAAAAACUUCUGAAGCCUAUCUGCAAAAUCUUUAUUUGUAUUGACAGACAAUUUCAAUCAACACAAACAAACAAUCAAAUAAUGCUACCAUAUGGUCCUGUUUAUUCAUCAAGAAAAAGACCAAAUGGAAGGUUUAUGAAAACAAAUAACAUAAGGCUGUCGAGAGUGCACAAUGCCUACCAAAACUUUACAUCUUUGCUCCUCUAUUUUUGCUCCUCUAUUUACCAUUUUUUCACAAAUACUUCUUCUUCCGCCCCCCCCCCCAAACAAUGCCGAUCGUCCCGAAAAGUAUCGUCGCUCAACGUUGCUGACACCAAUCUUUUUCUCUGCUUUGAAAAAAACGAGCAUUGUUCCAAAGAGGGUGAGGAAAGGGUUGGGGUCGCUGAAUUCGUCAUUGAAAACCAUAGAGAUAUGUCUAAGACUAACGUUGUGUUCGCGUCAAGAACCAAACAAAGAAGUUAGACCAGAAGACCAAAAGCAAGACUUAGUAAAUCUUUAGAAAGCAAGACAUUCAAAUGGAGAUGCAUCCUCCAGGCAUGAAGAAAAAUUCUCAAAGACAUGGCAAGGGUUGGAGGGCAAAAGAAGUGCAAUACGGUUUUUUGAGGAAAAUGACAAGAACUCGAUGGGACAGAAAAUGACGAGAACUCCAUCGGACAAUUACCAAAAUAAAGAAAACUGUUUCAACCAUAAAUAUCUGAGAAUCUCAUCUGCCUGUCCUUUGGGAGUCUCAAGUCAAGAUACUUUCAUUCAACAAGCAAAAUAUUUUCAAAAGGAUGAUUAUGUGUUGGUUCAAAAUAAGUUUACCCUUGAUCUCUGUCAAAACCUUCCAGCUUUUAAAGUUGGAAGUUGUCCAUUGGAAAGGAAACCCAGAGGCACAUUAUCAGCAAAGUUCAAAAUAAAUUUGGACAAUGUUUGUUUAUCAAUGAGAGGCUUGAAACUUGGAGAAAGAAAAGAAAACCUGAAAUCAGGAGCCAGUUAUUCUUCAUCAAUAUGCAGACAGUCACACCAUCAUGAAAAUGAAAUCAAUACCAUUAUAGAAUCUAAUAACAUGGUCAAUGAUAAUGGCUCUAAAAGAGAACAAAAAUCCUCAAAGAAGAAAAAACACAAAUCAAGCAAAUCAUCUUGCAGCAAAAGGAUGAGUAAAGUCUAUAAAAAUUCAAAAUCCAAAAGAAUCUCUCUUCAAACAUCUAGGAAAGGUGGAUGUGCAAUUGAAGAAAUCACCUGUAAAAGUAACAAAACUACAAUUAAUAGUUUGAAGCUGCAUCAGAAAUCAAACUUUCAAAAUUUACAAAGCAGUAAACUGAUACAAAACAAGUCUUUGCCAUGUAUUAGUAGAAGAUCAAACUCUUUGGCUAUAAAAGGUCCCAGAUCUUUCACAGACUUUGAUGUUAUUUUGUCUUCAAAUGGAUCCAUUAAAAGCAGUAUGGAUGGAAGUCCAGUAACUCGUUUGACAAAAGUCUAUUUAUCUGAAAAGAGAUCAGGUACCCUCAUGGGUGUUCCUGCAGUUCCUCCAGCCACCCCUUGCUCAGGUUUUUAUGAGGAGAUUGAAUGGGUCCCAUCAAUGUCAGAUAUGAAGAGCAAACGUUUGGUUACUUCAAAGUUAGCUGGACUGGUAUCAAAGCAGGCUAAACGCGAAAACGAGGAGAGAAUAACGAGAGAGCAGAAGCAACUUCAGGAGGAAAAACAACGGAAUAAGGAAAUGCUUUUGAAGAUCAAGCAAAGGCAGCGAGCUGAGAUUUACGCGUUGAACAAAAUACUGACAGAAGUAGAGAAUGCCACCUACGAAAAGUAUAAGGAAGAAAGAGGCUUGCCUGUUUGAUCUGUAAAGAGACCUUCCAGCAGUGAUAACGAAGAUGGAUCACUAAAUGAUAUUGGACAUUGCAGUACCGCAAACAACACAUAAAGAAGAGAACAACACAACCAUAACAAGAGAAGUGCGAAACAGAUCCUUCGACACGGACUUAGUUAGAACUUAGUAUUUAAUAUUUUAUUAUCUAUUUAAUGAGGUUUUUAUUGAAACUUAUACUAAAUUGUGAGUAGUUAAUAAUAAUUUUUUGAAAUUUUCAAGGUUAGUAUAAUUAGUGGUUUGAAUUCAUUAAAUGGUUUGAUAUAUAUAUA
Messenger RNA from Rhopilema esculentum, 3135 nucleotides. The record is from RefSeq and is a predicted model, not a curated record. Lineage: Eukaryota; Metazoa; Cnidaria; Scyphozoa; Rhizostomeae; Rhizostomatidae.